This is a messenger RNA of Nerophis lumbriciformis (worm pipefish), 1281 nucleotides long. NCBI's taxonomy places the organism in Eukaryota, Metazoa, Chordata, Actinopteri, Syngnathiformes, Syngnathidae. The record is from RefSeq and is a predicted model, not a curated record.
AUGUGUGCUGCAAAAAUUCUGAAAGAGGGGAAACUUGCGGACAGGGAGAUCUCUAUCACCUGUGUGCUCACUCCUUGCCGGCUGAUGGGUGUAUGUGGGAUACUCAUGACUUUAGGAAUCAUUGGAGCAGCCACCUGGGCCAUAGUUAUGUAUUUCACCGUGGAGGAAGAUAAAGGAUACUACGAUGUCCAAGUAAAUUCUGCUGACCAACAUCUCAGAGUCUUUGACUCUGCUCAGAAGAGGUGGCGUCAGGUGUGUUCCUCCUCAGCUAAUGAGCUGCUUGCUAGUGUCAGCUGUGAGGAAGUGGGCUUUGUCAGCGUGGCUAAUUACUCCAUUGCAUCCGUACAAGAUGUCAGCAAUGAUGGUGGAGAGUUUUUCUGUGUCAAUACUGAAGAGCUGAGCUAUGGCAAGAAAAUCAAAGACUCAUUGUUUCCAUGUGACUGUGAGAGCAAGAUGGUACUUACGUUGUUAUGCCAAGACUGUGGCAGGCGUAGUUUUGCAGCAGACCGCAUCAUCGGCGGCGUGGAAGCAAGGCAUGGUGUCUGGCCGUGGCAGGUCAGCUUGCAGUAUGAUGGCGUUCAUCAAUGUGGUGGUUCCAUCAUCUCAGAUCGCUGGGUUGUCUCUGCAGCUCACUGCUUCCCCAAGACCAAACGUUUCAUCAAUCAUUGGCGUGUGUUGUUGGGAUCCAACUACAACAAACCAGCCAAUGCCACCGUGGCGAAAGUGAAAACUAUUGUGUACCACGGCAGCUACCUACCUUUUGUGGUUGAAAACAUUGACGACCAUGGCAGGGACAUUGCUGUACUGGCUCUGGCAAAUCCAGUCACACUCAAUGAAUACAUCCAACCCAUUUGCCUGCCAGCGCAUGGCCAAAGACUGACAGAUGGCCAGAUAGGCACAGUUAUCGGCUGGGGAAUAUUAGGAUCUGGUGAUCAAACAAAUGUUCUCCAAGAGGUGAACGUCCCCAUCAUCAGUGAUGCUACGUGUAAUUCGCCUGAAUAUUACGACAACCAGAUCACCACUGGUAUGUUCUGUGCUGGCUUUGAGAAGGGAGGCGUGGAUUCCUGUCAGGGAGAUAGUGGCGGCCCCUUUAUGGCAGAAGACCGCCUCUCCAAAACCAGCCGCUAUCGUUUACUGGGCUUGGUGAGCUGGGGAAUCAAAUGCGCCGAGCCAAAAAAGCCUGGCGUUUACACUAGAGUGUCCCGAUUUCUGCCUUGGAUAUCUACCGCCAUGAGGAACUAUAACGACUCACAAGGGUUUCACAAAAUGGCACGGACAUGA